AAAGCCUCUCCGAUGACCAGCAGGUUCAUCAUGAGCUAAAUUGUUCCUGUUGACUACAUAAAGUACGAUUUGCCUUUCAGUAACCAAGCGCAUAUUCACUGUAGUUCAGUAAAAGCUGUUUGUGUUCUUUACACAAAACCCUCCAGUCAUGUCAGACAAAGGCCAAGACGUCGAUUUAACCAGAGCCAAACAAAACACGGGAGUCUGGCUGGUGAAGGUCCCCAAAUAUCUUUCUCAGCAGUGGGCAAAAGCAUCUGGGCGAGGAGAAGUAGGCAAGCUUAAAAUUGGGAAAGCUCAAGGGAAGACGGCGGUGUCUUUCAGUCUGAACGAGGAGCUGACCGUGGUGCAUUGCUCUGGGGAGAAGGUUUCGUCCGUGCGCUCCCCGAGAGAGCAUCCCUUCACCAUACAGACGGUGGGCGGCCAGAGCCUCGCUGUCUUCACAGAGACCUCAGACAAGCUGGCUCUUGAAGGCAUGGUUGUGCAGCGAGCCGAGUGUAGACCUGCAGUCACUGAGAGCUACAUGAAACUAAAGAAGCUCCAGAUCGAAGAAUCCACCAAACCUCUUCGUUUAUCCCAGAAGCUUGAGAAGGCUGUCACAACAAAUUACAAACCUGUGUCCAACCACAGCCAUAAUGUGGAGUAUGAGAAGAAAAAGAAAGAGGAAGGCAAACGUGCAAGAGCUGACAAGCAGAAGGUUCUGGAAAUGCUCUUCUCUGCCUUUGAGAAACACCAGUACUAUAACAUCAGAGACCUGGUGGACAUCACAAAGCAACCGGUGAUCUACCUGAAGGAGAUUCUUCGGGAGAUCGGGGUGUAUAAUUCCCGAGGGCCUCAUAAGAGCACCUGGGAGCUGAAGCCGGAGUAUCGCCACUAUGAGGAAGGACAGGAGGAUGAGGAGGAAAAAAUGGAGUAAUUCGGUUUACAUAAGCCUGGCUUGGUUUUGCUUUCACAUAACUGUUGUUUGUUUUUGUGCCAGAUUUGUUUUGGACCUCGUUCACUCCCAGGUGGAACGAAUGUCAGUAUAAAAGAAAUCAACUUUUUUUUCUUGGGUUACAUAACGAAGCAUUUUUCUAAAAGCAUUAUGAAAUGAAUACUGUAAUUUGCAUAUGACUCUUACAGUCUUCCGAGUUAAGAGCUCUUGUGUUUAUGGCUACAGAAGCACAUUAAUAACAUUAAUGAAAACGCAGUCAGCCUUUGGACUUUCCAUUAGUUUAAUAGUUUCAUAACUCUCGUCAGUAACAGUUAGUGCAUAUAAACACAUCGGUCCUGCUGGGCAGAAAUAAUCACAUGCAAGAGGAAAUUGCUCAAGAUCACAUGUGGGUCACACUAAAUCAAAACUACAUUUGCAUUGCAAGAUGAGGCAUAUUUUAGGACCAACAAGGAUUUCUGGAUUGUUCACUACAGUGUUUACUCUUCAUCCAAGUUUGUUUUUCAGUUUAAAUUAGCAUGAAGGCAACACAAUAAAUACCUGCAAAAUGUAUAAACAUUUUUAUUUGUAGAAAUUUGUAGAAAUACUGGUGGUGGAUGAGGAGAUAGUCCUGACAAUGUAAAGCACUUUGAGUGACUAGAAAAGUUAUGGAGAUUUGAUUAAUUAUUGUUAAAAU
This is a messenger RNA of Carassius gibelio (silver crucian carp), 1604 nucleotides long. It is a transcript of the gene gtf2f2b, whose product is annotated as general transcription factor IIF, polypeptide 2b. Gene Ontology annotation, biological process: transcription by RNA polymerase II; transcription initiation at RNA polymerase II promoter. The record is from RefSeq and is a predicted model, not a curated record. Gene Ontology annotation, cellular component: transcription factor TFIIF complex. Bases 149 to 913 code for a protein of 254 amino acids. The transcript is spliced from 8 exons. Lineage: Eukaryota; Metazoa; Chordata; Actinopteri; Cypriniformes; Cyprinidae.